AUGGAGAGUUUGAAUGUUGCGUUUGAUAAACUUCGUGCAGUGGUACCGCAAGGUGGAGACGACACACCACUUUCAAAGUACGAGACACUACAAAUGGCACAAACGUAUAUCCAGGCAUUGAAGGAUAUUCUAGUUGACAAAUCUGACUGA
This is a messenger RNA of Lottia gigantea (owl limpet), 150 nucleotides long. RefSeq lists its product as hypothetical. The record is from RefSeq and is a predicted model, not a curated record. The coding region runs from base 1 to 150 and encodes 49 amino acids. NCBI's taxonomy places the organism in Eukaryota, Metazoa, Mollusca, Gastropoda, Lottiidae. Gene Ontology annotation, molecular function: protein dimerization activity. The transcript has a single exon.